AUGAGACGACAAGAAGAAGGUGGGACACCCACUUGGAGGAACGGGGGUUGGAACAGAAGGAGCAAAGUUCUAUGGAGCACUGGAGUGAGGUUACCGUUGUCGGCUGGAGAGAGAGAAAAAGCGGGCCUAACGUUUUUAGUGUCCAUGAACUCCCCCAUUCUCCUGGGUCCAGGGUACAUGGCCGACAAGAGCAUUGGCAGGUGGGACCGGUCUAAACUGCUUGGGGCAACUCAGUGGACUCGGCGGCGGUGGGCACUGGGCAGUGCGAAGAAGGGCCACGAGCACCAGCGACGAGGUCUCCGUCGGAAGGGCCAGCCACGGCUACACGCGAGAGUCGCGGGUGGGACAAGAGAAAAGAGCAUGAUGUAUCCCUGUGCCAGUCACGGCGGUCCAACAAUCUGGGCUGAGCGCGCUGAGGACUCGCUCGAGUGGUCUGUUGGCAGUGCUGGGUACAAAGCUUCGUACUGCUGCUGA
Mollisia scopiformis is the source of this 474-nucleotide messenger RNA. RefSeq lists its product as uncharacterized. The record is from RefSeq and is a predicted model, not a curated record. The transcript is spliced from 2 exons. NCBI's taxonomy places the organism in Eukaryota, Fungi, Ascomycota, Leotiomycetes, Helotiales, Mollisiaceae. The coding region runs from base 1 to 474 and encodes 157 amino acids.